AUGGAUACAAACGGAACCACUACAGGAUCCCUGGUGCCACCAACGUCAAUUAUCAGAUCACCGGCUAUGUUUUGGAUAAUAGUAUCAUCGAUUCCUAUUCUUGCUAUUUGGUGGUGGACAGAUUAUCGAUGGAGAAUUUCAGAGGGAGAACCGCCGUUGGUGCCAUUCAAGAUUCCAUGGUUGGGUCACGGGUUAGAUUUCAUGAAUGAUAUCAAUGGAUUUGCCGAGUGGGUGAGAUCUGUACACCCAACAAGCGAAGCCGCCACUAUCCAGAUUGCUGGACAGCAUCUAUAUCUGAUCUUCGAUACGAAGCUCGCUAGUCAGAUCUACCGGCGUUCCCAGACCUUCAUUUUUGACCCUUUCAUUCUUCAGACUUCUCAAAUCCUAGGCGCUAACAAGCAAGAUAUGAAGAAGCUUACUGAAGGCGCCCAAGUAGUUUCUCCAGCGCCUGCAGCGGAAGACUCUGGGUCACGGAUACUUCAUGACUUGCAUGCCUUGACUCCACAGCAUCUCACUGGGAAAUCUCUUGAUCGACUAACUGAUUACUUCAUCAAUGUCAUAUGUGCCGACAUCGACAAGAGAUUUCCAAAGAAGGAUGAUGAAAAUUAUGCAUGGGAGACGAUGGAUCUCUGUGAAUUUGUAAAGUCGACAUGGUGUCAUGCUUCCAUCACUGCGCUGUUCGGUACAAAUAUAUAUGAGAUCUGGCCAGGUAUCGAGAAGUGGCUAUGGGCUUUCGAUAAAGAGUUUCAGAAAAUGUUCACUCAGAUGCCGAGGGCUGUGAUGCCGAAACCUUACGCACUCCUUGAUGAAGGACAGGAGAUGUGUGAGAAAUGGGAGGCAGAAGCUUUGGCCGCUGAAGAGAGAGGUGAGAUUGGUGGCGAUCCGGAUUGGGAUAAGUACUGGGGGUUGAGGUUCGUAAGACUUCGAGACGAGUAUCUGAGAAAAUCGGGUCUCAGUACCAAAUUUCGUGCUGGUAAUCAGGUUGUUUUUAUUUGGGGCUUGAAUGCAAACGCCAUCCCGAUAGCCAUGCAAACCAUAACCAGAGCAGUCCUCUCACCACCCCUCCUCGCUUCAUUAAUAACCGAAAUCCGCGCAGCCUCAACAUCAUCCAGCACAUUCGACCUCAAAGGCAUAACCACAUCCCCUCUUUUUAGAUCCGUCUACCUAGAAUCUCUCCGCUGGGCCACCGCCUCACCUUCUCCCCGCGUCGUCCGUCAAGACACCCAACUCGGCCCCUACCACCUCAAAAAAGGCAACAUGGCCAUGGUCCACUCCCGCACCCUCCAAAUGGACGAAGCCACCUGGUGUAUACCCGGAAAACCAGAAUCCCAUCCUUCAAAAUUCUGGGCCGAAAGAUUCCUCGACGGCGAUAGCGAGACUGAAAAGGUGCGUGUUGAAGAGAACGCAGAGGCGGAAUCGAACUACUCAAGUGAUAUCAAAGCUUCGCAUCCGGUUGCGAAGCCGCUGAAGCCGAAGCAGCAUGAGGUGGUAGGAGCGAAGAGUAAAGAAAUGCAAGCUCGUAUGCUUGCGUUACGGCCGUUUGGUGGUGGAACGACGCUUUGUCCCGGACGACAUUUUGCGACGAACGAGAUUAUGGGAGGGUUGGCGGCGUUGUUAUUGAGGUUGGAGAUUGAGGUUGAUGAGGAUGCUUUGGCGAAGAAUGGGAGUCCGUUGCCGGAUUUGAGUAAACAAGGUGGGUUGUUUCCUGAUAGAGGUUUGAUUUGUCGGGUUAGAAGACGGAAGGGAGUUUAA
Molecule: messenger RNA, 1752 nt
Organism: Glarea lozoyensis ATCC 20868
Lineage: Eukaryota; Fungi; Ascomycota; Leotiomycetes; Helotiales; Helotiaceae
Product: Cytochrome P450
Exons: 3
Coding region: 1-1752 (583 amino acids)
Molecular function (GO): iron ion binding; steroid hydroxylase activity; heme binding
Source: RefSeq, a predicted model, not a curated record